AUGACUGCAACAGAUAUUGGCUCUUCUAACGAGCCUAAUGGGCAGGCCCAACAAAUCAACGGUACUAAUAGAACCUUUGCUCAGCUACAAAUUAUUGAUGAAAACCAGCACUUCACAAAAGAAUUACCAAAAUGCAUGAAAGAUGAAUGGGAACUUGCUGACUGUGGUUUCAACUAUAAUUUAGUGGCUGUCUUUGGAUCACAAAGUACCGGGAAGAGUACAUUAUUAAACAGACUCUUCGGGACAAAUUUUGAUGUUAUGAGUGAAACUGCUCGCCGUCAAACUACCAAAGGAAUUUGGAUGAGUCGUGGCAGAGGUAUGAAUGUAUUGAUCAUGGACGUUGAAGGUACUGAUGGCCGUGAACGUGGUGAAGACCAGGAUUUUGAAAGAAAGAGUGCAUUAUUUUCUAUGGCUACGUCCAAUGUUAUCAUUGUUAAUCUUUGGGAACACCAAGUUGGCCUUUAUCAGGGUGCUAAUAUGGGCCUUCUGAAAACCGUGUUUGAAGUGAACUUACAAUUGUUCCAAGCUGCACGAGGUAAAGAAAAAGAAAAGACUUUACUGCUCUUCGUAAUUAGAGACCAUGUCGGUGCAACACCAUUGGCCAACUUGUCGAAUACUUUAACGGCUGAUUUAGAAAGAAUUUGGGAUGGUGUUUCUAAGCCUGAAGGUUUAGAGCAUUGUAUUAUUAAAGAUUACUUUGAUUUUAUGUUCACCACGUUACCCCAUAAACUUCUCUUACCAAAAGAGUUUGAACAAGAGGUUAUCAAAUUACGAGAACGGUUUAUUAAUCCAAACAAUAAAGAUUUUGUUUUCAAAUCAAAUUACAACAAAAGAGUUCCUGCUGAUGGUCUUCAUGUUUAUGCAGAAGGCAUUUGGGAUCAAAUUAUGUCAAAUAAAGACCUUGAUUUACCAACACAACAGGAACUUUUAGCCCAAUAUCGUUGUGAUGAAAUAGCAUCUGUCGCUUUUGAGAAUUUCUUGGGAAAAAUCAAGGGAUUCAGACAACCUAUUGAAGUUGGCAAAAUUAUCGAUGAUCUAGGGCCACAAAUGGAAGAAAUUCGAAAUGCUACUAUUAAGCAAUUCGACAAAGAUGCGUCCCGAUAUCACUCUGAUGUGUAUAACCGUAAACGACAAGAAAUUCUUCAAAAAGCAAAUUCUCAAUUACGUGUAUUUUUCCUUGGUCAAUUAAAAAAUCUCACAAAGAAAGCCAUAAAUACAUUCAGUUCUAGUGUUAAGGAAAAAUUGAAAGGAGAAUACGAUUUCGCUGAAGUUGUCAGUAAUACUCGUGAUGAGGUCGAGGAACUUUUCACAUCUGGAGCUCAAGCCAUUCUUUUGUCCGGCACUGAUUGGACUUUUGAAGAAGAACUUACUCAAUUGAGAGAUUCCAUUAACGAAAUUGCGGCGAAAUCACGUACUGAAGAAACGAAAAAAAUGAUUAAUGCAUUAGAGAAAUCGUUUCAAUCGCAAAUCAACGAAUUCGUUUCUCUAUACUUCAAAACGCCAACUCAGGAUAUGUGGUGCAAGACUAUUAGAAAGUUUCACCAAAUUCUUACUAAUGUUGAGCAACAAUUAUUGAAACGUUUAAAGAGUUUUAACGCUACUGAAGAAGAGAAUAUAGAGGCUGUUUCCAGCCUUCGUAAGCGUUCCUGGCUGCAGUUGCGAAAGAAAAUUGAUGAUGAACUUGCAGAUAACAUGUUUUUACUUAAAUUACGUGAGAGAUUUGAAGAAAAAUUCCGGUAUGAUGACGAAGGUUUACCAAAAGUAUGGAAACCAGAUGAUGAUAUAGAUGCGCAUUUCCGGACGGCCAAGGAGGAGGCAAUCAAACUUAUACCUUUAUUUGCCUCAAUUCAAAUUCCUGAUGACGUAGAAUUAGAUAUUCCAUCAGACGAAGAGCUCGAUUUUGAUAAUUCGUUGACAAUUCUUACCGAGACCCGGCAGCAUGAUUUAUCAGUUCGUUUCAAACGAGAGUCCGACGCAUUCUAUCUCGAAGCGAAACUUAUACUCGGUUGGAAUGAAUUCAUAUCCAUUAUUACAUCACCAACAUAUCUUAUAAUCACUUCUUUCUUUGGAAUUAUUGGAUACAUAAUCUGGUUACUAAACCUUUUUGGACCAGUCGAAACUUUCUGCUAUAUGAUUGGAUCAGAAAUAAUCAAAAUUGGAAAAGAACAAAUCAAGAAUGGUAUUCAUAAUAGAGCACCACCUGCAUUAGCACAAAAAAUUGACUCUGUGUUAGGUAAUACUGACAGUAUAAAAAAAGAGCAAUAA
Messenger RNA from Racocetra persica, 2265 nucleotides. Lineage: Eukaryota; Fungi; Glomeromycota; Glomeromycetes; Diversisporales; Gigasporaceae. The record is from the annotation of a GenBank genome assembly.